This is a messenger RNA of Eurytemora carolleeae, 1857 nucleotides long. RefSeq lists its product as uncharacterized. Bases 136 to 837 code for a protein of 233 amino acids. The record is from RefSeq and is a predicted model, not a curated record. NCBI's taxonomy places the organism in Eukaryota, Metazoa, Arthropoda, Copepoda, Calanoida, Temoridae. The transcript is spliced from 3 exons.
UAGUAACUAUACGUUAGUCAAUUGACAGCAUCUACAGUGAUUUAUGAUGAAAGAAAAAGUCAGUUAGUAACUAUACGUUAGUCAAUUGACAGCAUCUACAGUGAUUUAUGAUGAAAGAAAAAGAUAAACUUUUUAAUGAUCGGUCAAGAAUGGUCAAGCGAGGAUGAAGAAGUUGAAGAGAUUUUGGAUGAAAUACCUGCUUCGAACGAAUUCCUUGAUAAUGUUUCUAACCUAAUUGAUAGCCUGAGUCACAUGUCUGAUGUGGAGGUGUCCAAACUUAUAUCGUUUUUUGGAUUCAAAGGCAACUUUGCAGUCAAUAUUCAUCCGAAACGAGUGCUAGAGAAAACUGGUCUAGAUUUUAAAAAGCAUAUUGACUUGGGAUUGUUGAAAACUAGCAUAAUUCUAGACAAGAGUGCUAAAACUAUUGAUGGGAAAAGAGGGACCCAGAGAUUAUUGAGGUUUCCUCUUAGGGUUUCUGGAGAACAUUUAGUUAAGACCUUGACACUAUUGCAACAGAAAGGGACACCAAUCCCAAAUGGUCUGAUUUCCGUUCCCACACAGAUAUCUGAAUCCCUAAAUCUCCAAAUUGAUGAUUCCUUGGUUCCUUUAGACAUUUCCCACCACAGUUUAGGCAUGGUAGGUGACCUUGGGAUACCUAUUGAAACUGCUGCACAGGCGGUAGAUAUGUUAAGUGAUGUGCUCACAUAUCCUGGAUUAGAUGAUACUUAUGAGCCUGUUACUUCAAGAAUAAAUGCAAGCCAAGAUUCUAUUGUUACCUGGGUCGGCUUUCUGUUUAGAUUGUGGCAAGCAAAUAGCAGAGUUAGGCAUACCUAUUGAUCUCCGAGGAUUCUUAAUGUGUGCAGGAUGCAAUGUUAAUUCUUACACUCAAGAAGACCGGGUCAAGAAGACUAAACUGCUUGAUUUUAUUGCAACUAAAAUCACCAUUUUAUCUAAAUCAAUUCCUGAAGUUACAGGAACAGAUAGAAUACUGCGUUCACGUGCAAUGCAAAAUGUAUCUAAUUUUGAGUUCGAUGAUCAAGACAAUACUAAAUGUAACAAGGACACCACAGGCCUUGUUACAAUGAAUACAUAUUCCAGAGGACAUUUUUUUUGUGACCUCUGGUGGAUUUAUUCGCUAUUGGUCACCAUUAUACCGUUCUGAAUCAACCUCUCAAGUUGCGAUACCUACGAUCAAAUAUCUAGAACUGUAUAUGCGUGAAUAUGAGAACAUUGAUAAUACAUACUUGUUUUAUGACAACAUGUGUAACUUGGAAAGAUUGAAACUAUGGAAUUGUGAUAUGGACCAACUAACUCCAGAUGCCAAACUAGGGCUGGCAGUGUUUAAUUCUAUAUCCAAGGGAGUUGAUGCCCUUCACAUAAAGGUAUGCAAAUUGAAUUUUUAACCUAGAAUUGCGUUUCUUAAGAAAAAGGAUCUUAUUUAUUUAGAACCAUGUCAGAGACAAAUGCAGAAAAGAUUAUCCUGUUAUAAUUGAUAAUUUGAGGAAGACUUUUCCUCACCCCAAUACUGAGUCUGCAGAGCAGACAUUUGUCUGGCUUGGAAAAUUAAAAAAAUUUUGAAUUCAAUGAGCAAAAGAAAACACCAUUUCUUCCUCCAUUGUCUUAUAAAGGAUUGACAUAGAUAUACUUAGUGGUGUUAUGCCAAUAACAUAAAGCCUAACCUCCCCCAAGUCAAUAGAGACAAACUAAUGAUCUCACCGUUGGAUUAAUCUAAUAUUAUUUGUAAAUAUGUCAAAAUAUUAACAAUUUUUUUAAAUGAUAUGACCGUUAGAUAUGUGUAUUAUAAUUUUUAGAUAACCUAUAAUUAGAUAAAUUAUGUGUGUAUACUACUAAUAAAUC